AUGAAGGAGAGAAGCGGCUCCAGGGCGGCGGUGGACGAGCGCUACGCGCAGUGGAAGUCGCUCGUCCCCGUUCUCUACGACUGGUUUGCCAACCACAACCUCGUCUGGCCAUCCCUCUCCUGCCGGUGGGGGCCACAGUUUGAGAAAGCUACCUACAAGAAUCGUCAGCGCCUUUACCUAUCUGAGCAGACGGAUGGGAGCGUGCCUAAUACUCUGGUUAUUGCAAACUGUGAAGUUGUGAAACCUAGGGUUGCAGCUGCUGAACAUAUCUCACAGUUUAACGAGGAAGCACGAUCUCCUUUUGUGAAGAAGUACAAGACUAUAGUUCAUCCUGGUGAAGUUAACAGAAUCAGGGAGCUUCCACAGAACAGUAAGAUCAUAGCCACUCACACUGACAGUCCAGAUGUACUUAUUUGGGAUGUUGAAGCACAGCCAAAUAGACAUGCCGUUCUAGGAGCAAGCGAGUCUCGCCCUGAUCUGAUAUUAACAGGACAUAAGGAAAAUGCGGAAUUUGCGCUUGCCAUGUGUCCAGCAGAACCAUAUGUCCUAUCAGGAGGAAAGGACAAAUCUGUUGUCUUGUGGAGCAUCCAAGACCACAUAUCUGCCCUUGGGGAUUCCUCUUCUUCUCCUGGAGCAUCUGGCAGCAAGCAGUCUGCUAAAACCGCAAAUGAAAAGGAGAGCCCUAAAGUUGAUCCUAGAGGUAUAUUCCAUGGACAUGACAGCACUGUUGAAGAUGUUCAGUUCUGCCCUUCCAGUGCGCAGGAGUUUUGUAGUGUGGGUGAUGAUGCUUGUCUUAUUCUGUGGGAUGCUCGAACUGGCACUGGCCCAGCUGUAAAGGUUGAGAAAGCUCACAGUGGAGAUGUUCAUUGUGUUGAUUGGAAUCCCCUUGAUGUUAACUAUAUCUUAACUGGGUCUGCCGAUAACUCUGUCCGAAUGUGGGAUCGUCGCAAUCUGGCUUCAGGAGGAGCUGGUUCUCCAGUUCACAAAUUUGAGGGCCAUAAAGCUGCUGUUCUUUGUGUUCAGUGGUCACCUGAUAGAGCAUCUGUUUUUGGAAGUUCUGCGGAAGAUGGUUUCUUAAACGUGUGGGACCAUGAGAAGGUUGGGAAGAAGAGAAAUUCUAAUGUCCCAUCUGGGCUUUUCUUUCAGCAUGCUGGUCAUAGGGAUAAGAUUGUAGACUUCCACUGGAAUUCGUCAGAUCCUUGGACAAUUGUCAGUGUCUCUGAUGAUGGUGAGAGCACUGGUGGAGGUGGAACACUGCAGAUUUGGCGCAUGAGUGAUUUGAUCUACCGCCCAGAGGACAAAGUCCUUACAGAGCUGGAGAAUUUCAAGGCUCACUUGGCCAGCUGCGCUCCAAGGAAUUGA
This is a messenger RNA of Miscanthus lutarioriparius, 1362 nucleotides long. NCBI's taxonomy places the organism in Eukaryota, Viridiplantae, Streptophyta, Magnoliopsida, Poales, Poaceae. The record is from the annotation of a GenBank genome assembly.